This is a messenger RNA of Coregonus clupeaformis (lake whitefish), 3560 nucleotides long. RefSeq names its product rogdi atypical leucine zipper (gene rogdi). The record is from RefSeq and is a predicted model, not a curated record. Gene Ontology annotation, cellular component: RAVE complex. The transcript has 12 exons. Lineage: Eukaryota; Metazoa; Chordata; Actinopteri; Salmoniformes; Salmonidae. Bases 145 to 1089 code for a protein of 314 amino acids.
CAAAGAAGGGAUUGGGGGGCGGGGCCAAGAUUAAUUGUGAGCGUGUGAUUUGAAGCUGUCUUGCUACGUAAACACAACACUAGAAGAAGACUGGGUUGAAGAUCUUCUAGUUUACGUACUUGGUGGACCGGUCUGCCAGCGGGAAUGCUCAAUCCUCAAAGAUCUUUAUCUGAACUCUCAAAUAUGUCGGGUCCAAGCCAAGCCGAGAGGGCUGUUUUGGAGGAGGAGUUUAACUGGUUGCUGAAGGAGGAGGUCCAUGCUGUUUUGAAGCAGCUCCAGGAUAUACUCAAGGAGGCAUCCAGGAGGUUCUCCAUGCCCACCCCUGGACUGGAGAGCCAACUGAAACAGGAGAACUUCAUCCUGGGCAGCUCAACACAUCAUCAACAACAGUUUUCUAAUCUGCCGGGAUUUGAGUCUAUGACAAGCAUGGACCAGGUGAAAGGAGUACUGACUCUACAGGGAGAAGCCCUGACUCAAGCUGACAUCAAUCUGAAAACUGCUAAAAGCAACCAAGUGAUGCAUUUCACAUUCAGGGAUGAUAAGCACUGGAAAUUGCAACAGAUCCAGGAUGCUAGGAACCAUGUCAAUCAGGCUCUGCAGCUGCUGAGUAGUAGAGAUGAGAGUUACCACUUCAAGACUGGGGCUGAGGUCAACAAGCUGAUGGACGCGGUGAUGCUGCAGCUGACCAGGGCUCGUAACCGCCUCACCACUCCAGCAGCCAUGACCCUGCCGGAGCUGGCCACCAGCGGCCUCACAAAGAUGUUCACUCCUCCGAUGCCAGGUGAUGUGAUGGUGAACUUCUAUAUCAACCUGAGUAAGCUGUGCCUGACUGUCUACCAGCUGCACCCAAUGCAGCCCAACACCACCAAGAACUUCAGGCCAUCUGGAAGCUCUGUGUUACACAACCCUGGAGCCAUGUUUGAGCUGAACAAUGCUAAGUUUGAAGUGAGCCAGGUUCACAAGGUGGAGUGUGUUGUCCCCUGGCUCAACAACACACUGCUCUUCUUCACCAUCUCACUGCAGCUCUGUCAGCAGCUCAAGGACAAGAUUUCAGUCUUCUCUAGUUUCUGGAACUACCGACCCUUCUAACCAACUGCCGCUAGCUGACCAUCAGAAUGGCUAGGUGUUUUAACCAACUGCCGCUAGCUGACCAUCAGAAUGGCUAGGUGUUCUGUCCAAAUCCUUCACACCAACCAACCAACCAACCAACCCACCCAGAUAAAAGGGAUGUCUUGGAAAAUAUUGUCUGAUUGAAGUGGGUUUUGUUUGUAUAAUUUACAGGAGAACAGCCGGAUCAAACUCCAUAUAUAUAUUACCAGUGUUUAGUAUUCCAGGGUUUAGAGCCCAUCCAUGUGUUACAGCUGCUUUAAUUCAGUCCCACAUCAACCCCUAGACCCUAACACCUACUCCCUACUUGUGGAGAAAGUAUUGGAGGAAGCAAUAUGGUGGAGCUACUACCAUAUUACAAUAUCUAUCCAAUAUAUUCAGUGUUUCCCCUAGCUGUGGGGGUGGGGUGGGGGGGUUGUUAGCGCAUUGACUGGAAGUCUAUGGGAACAGCAUGACUUCCAAAGACUUCAUCAUUGCGCUAAUGCAAACUGCAUGCCAAGACAUAAAAAUUGUAUUCAUGAGUUAAUCCGACCUUGGGUAAGUAGAAAAAACCGCUUAAUUGCCAAAAUCUUCCACUAUCCAUUUAAAAACCCAUCUUGGCAGAAAUAUACUGUAUGUUUAAAAAAUAAAAUGUCUUUGGAGUGGGGGCAAAGAUUGAGUAUAGGGGAAACACUGCAUUCAGAUCUAGACAAGUAGGGACUAGGGGUUGAUUUAGGAUUGGGUGCAUGUAUCUCUCUGUGCAUUUUGUUAUAUAGUACUAACUUGGUUGGACCUCCCUGUUUAUAUAGUACUAACUUGGUUGGACCUCCCUGUUGUAUAGUACUAACUUGGUUGGACCUCCUUGUUGUAUAGUACUAACUUGGUUGGACCUCCCUGUUGUAUAGUACUAACUUGGUUGGACCUCCCUGUUGUAUAGUACUAACUUGGUUGGACCUCCCUGUUGUAUAGUACUAACUUGGUUGGACCUCCCUGUUGUAUAGUACUAACUUGGUUGGACCUCCUUGUUGUAUAGUACUAACUUGGUUGGACCUCCCUGUUGUAUAGUACUAACUUGGACCUCCCUGUUGUAUAGUACUAACUUGGACCUCCUUGUUGUAUCGUACUAACUUGGACCUCCCUGUUGUAUCGUACUAACUUGGACCUCCCUGUUGUAUCGUACUAACUUGGACCUCCUUGUUGUAUCGUACUAACUUGGACCUCCUUGUUGUAUCGUACUAACUUGGACCUCCUUGUUGUAUCGUACUAACUUGGACCUCCUUGUUGUAUCGUACUAACUUGGACCUCCCUGUUGUAUAGUACUAACUUGGUUGGACCUCCCUGUUGUAUAGUACUAACUUGGUUGGACCUCCCUGUUGUAUAGUACUAACUUGGUUGGACCUCCGUUGUAUAGUACUAACUUGGUUGGACCUCCUUGUUGUAUAGUACUAACUUGGUUGGACCUCCCUGUUGUAUAGUACUAACUUGGACCUCCCUGUUGUAUAGUACUAACUUGGACCUCCUUGUUGUAUCGUACUAACUUGGACCUCCCUGUUGUAUCGUACUAACUUGGACCUCCCUGUUGUAUCGUACUAACUUGGACCUCCUUGUUGUAUCGUACUAACUUGGACCUCCUUGUUGUAUCGUACUAACUUGGACCUCCUUGUUGUAUCGUACUAACUUGGACCUCCUUGUUGUAUCGUACUAACUUGGACCUCCUUGUUGUAUCGUACUGACUUGGUUGGACCUCCUUGUUGUAUCGUACUAACUUGAACCUCGUUAUGAAUCAAUGGAGCAACUUGUCUUGUUAUUUUUUUUAGUCUGAAACACUCGUUACAGAACACUAACGUUUCUCCUCUCCACAUACUUAUACCCUUUUCACACUAUAAUACCGACCAAAAACGUACUGUACUGGCUCGGAUAUUUUAUAUUAAAAUGUAUAAUUAAAACACAUUAUCUUCUCCUACACGGUUCCAGCAUCUAUGGUUAAUGCCUAACCAGGCCAGCUCAGUACAGCUCGGUUUGCUCAGCUCAGUAGUGUGAAAAAGGGUAUUGGAAACAAAUUUGUCAAGCAGAUUGUCAUACUGUGGUAAACAAUACUGAUAUUUUGUGUAGACUACACUACUCAGAAGUAUACGCUUUGUGACAUGAAAACGGUGUUAACGUAAAACUUGUAGGUUUCUGACUCUAUACUUGACAUAAAGCAUCAUUCCAAGGAAUAUAAAGGAAAACAUACAUUCUCAGCUUUGAACGGUAAACGGUCAUGCCUCCUCAACGCUAAGCUAUUAUUCUGUUAUUAAUCGUAGUAUCAGUUCAUUUCAAUGUAUGUGUUGUUUGCUAAUGUGUUUAUUUAUUCAAUUGUUUAUUUUUGCACUUAUCUUACUUUGCCUCUGAUUCCCUGUGAAGUGAAUAUCCAUUCCAAUACUGAACAAAAUUAAUUAUCACUGCAAGUGUUAAUAAAAACGUAUUUUGAGAUA